AUGGACGAAGCUCGAAGUGGGCUGGUUGCGGUACCCGCAGGUAGCCAGGAGCUUCUUUUCGAGGAAUGGAAAUUCAGACCUGAACUUGCUGAUACCUUUACUUCUGAGGGCUCUGCUAACCCCGUUGGUACUGAUCGUAGCACCGCAGAGAUUGCGGCCAACUCCCCUAGAUACCGCAGACGCUCAUCGACCUUCAUCGAUGGCGUUCACGAUGUUCCCGAUGAGACGAACUCUCCGAUGGCUCCGGCCCAGCUAUACAGUACCAUGUCAGGAAGGCUUUUUCAUUCGGGAAGGAUAGCCAUCGUACUCGUUGGUCUUCCUGCUCGAGGGAAAACCCAUAUAUCAGUCUCUUUGUCCCGCUAUCUGCAAUGGCUUGGUGUCAAGACCAGGGUCUUCCACCUUGGGGAUUAUCGCCGCGCCACGAUGGGUCCUGGUGUUGAGGUACCAGAUGAUUACUUCUUUAUUAAUGCGUCGGCUGCCUCAGUCAUGAUCCGACAGAAGAUCCUCAAGAAGUGCCGAGAGGAUAUCUACGCCUGGCUUAACCAUGAGAAUGGUCAAGUCGCAAUCUAUGAUGCGGUCAACCCCCUUGCCAAUGGUCGCAGAGCACUCGCUAAGGAAUUUGCGAGGCAUGAUGUUCAGUUCGUUGGCAUGGACCCUAAUGAGGCUGCUAAACUUUAUCUCAAGAGAAUCGACAUGAAAAUACCAUACUUCGAGACCAUGACAGAAUCUGACCUCAACUUCAUCAAGAUGAUCAAUGCUGGUGAAAGAAUCUCGUACAACAACGUUAGCUUUGGGUACCUAUCUCACCGUAUCGUGUUCUACCUGAUGAACUUGCACAUUAAGUCCCGCCGCACCUUCUUCGCCAGAGCGGGUACUUCUCGUGAACAAGACUCCUAUAAGAACGAUGCACAUCUUUCCGAAGAAGGUAACGAAUAUGCAAAGAAUAUGUCUGAGACCCUUCUUGAGCAUCGGAAGGCUGAGAGGGAGGCUUUGAUCGCAAGUGGCGGUUCUGACGCUCCACUGAAACCACUUAUAGUUUGGACUUCAACCAGAAAGCGCACCGUUGAGACCGCCAAAUACCUGGAAGAGCUUGGCUACAAGGUUCGGCAGCGGUCCCAGAUGAGCCAGCUCAACCCAGGUGUCUGUGAAAAGCUGUCGGAGAAUGCAAUCCGUCGCCUGUAUCCUGAAGAAAUCGCCCUGCAUGAGCAAGACCCUUAUCACCACAGAUACCCACGAGCCGAGUCUUACCAUGAUCUCGCUGUCCGCUUAGAGCCUAUUAUUCUCGAGCUUGAGCGAGAGCAAAGCGACCUUCUUAUUGUUGCUCAUGAAUCAGUCCUGCGGGUCCUCUACGGCUAUCUCAUGGCUUGUGAUGCUAUGAGCAUUCCGACUUUAAAGUUCCCACGAAAUGAGAUCAUCGAGAUCCUUCCUGCCUCCUACCAAAAUGAAGCCAAGCGCAUCAAGAUCCCUGGUGUGGCUCCGGCUUUGAUUCCUGGCUCUCCUGAAGAUAUUAGGAUUCCCGUCCCUCCAAGCGGGUUUGUGAGCCCAUUGUCAGGAAUGGGCACCCCAGCUAUGUUGUCUGGUAUUGCUACUCCAGUUGACUCCCCAAGCAGCAGCCAUUUCAAGGACACUCCUGCUCCCGUGAGACUAGCCGAGUUGGCUGCACAUCAAGCCGCGACUGCUAGUGAGAAGCCAAAACCUGAUCGCAAACCAGAGAAUCCCCUAUCUAGAGACUAA
Molecule: messenger RNA, 1734 nt
Organism: Venustampulla echinocandica
Lineage: Eukaryota; Fungi; Ascomycota; Leotiomycetes; Helotiales; Pleuroascaceae
Product: Phosphoglycerate mutase-like protein
Exons: 6
Coding region: 1-1734 (577 amino acids)
Biological process (GO): fructose 2,6-bisphosphate metabolic process; fructose metabolic process
Cellular component (GO): cytosol
Molecular function (GO): fructose-2,6-bisphosphate 2-phosphatase activity; 6-phosphofructo-2-kinase activity; ATP binding
Source: RefSeq, a predicted model, not a curated record